Messenger RNA from Oryza brachyantha (malo sina), 2465 nucleotides. RefSeq names its product receptor-like serine/threonine-protein kinase NCRK. Gene Ontology annotation, molecular function: protein kinase activity; ATP binding. The transcript has 8 exons. The coding region runs from base 437 to 2215 and encodes 592 amino acids. The record is from RefSeq and is a predicted model, not a curated record. NCBI's taxonomy places the organism in Eukaryota, Viridiplantae, Streptophyta, Magnoliopsida, Poales, Poaceae. Gene Ontology annotation, biological process: protein phosphorylation.
GUCUCCUGUCUAGGAAGGUGCUGGCACUUAGUGUGUUAUUAUAAUGCUAAUUAUUUGCAAAAUUCCAUUUCUUUUGGAAGCACACAUUUGAAAAACUGCUGUUGAAUGUUCAUAGAUUAUGUCUCUUUCUUCGUGCCUUGCCUGCAUAUAAGCAGCCUUCUUUGUUAGUCCAGACUUAAGUCUGAACUCUGAAGUUAGAACUUCACAUCUCUCCCUGCUUCCCCUCCCCUCCCUGCUCUCUCUUGUGUUCUACUUCUGAACCAGGAUACAGUUUAAAGAAACUCAAAUUAGUCCUUUGUUAUACCUGGCUGGUUUUGUGGUGAAUCUUUAGAGAGAUCAUGUAUGUGCCCUACGCAUUUGAUCAGUGUUACCAAGUCAAAUCAGUUAGCAUAUCACAUGGGGUCAAUAUGAUUGUUUCUUCCCCAUUCUCCAUCUGAUGGAUCUACACAUGAAACUUCUCCUGGCCUCCCUGAGUGUUGUACUUCUGAUCCAAGUAGCAUACUGUGAUGGCACUGCAGAGGGAACUGGAUCGACAAGCUGGACAUGCGUAUGCACAGCUCAUCCACUAGGUGAAACAAACUCCAAUAGCAGCCUGUCGUCGAAUUGUUCAUCUUCCUGCCAUUGCCUACAAGCAGAUGAUGAUGGUGGCACAGGAUCAUGGAACUGCACAUGUGCCUCCGACAAAGCCCUUCGAAAAGAACACGCAGCGAUACAUGAUGGGAGUUGCUUCACUUCCUGUAACUGCACAUCCGGAAUUUCUCAGGAAGGAAAGAAGCAUGUCUCAAACAAAACAGUGAUAAUCACACUGCUAGUGUGUGUGAUCCUCACUACCAUUGCUUUCCUUGGCACCACGGUUUACUACCUGCGUCGCAAGGAUGCGCUAUCUCCACAUUCACAUGCUUACUCCUUUGAUAAGUACACCAGCUGGAGCAGCAGAUCAAACCUCGUCAGUCAUCGAUCUUCUCCUCUUCCCCAAACAAAGCCAAAACCAAAGAUCAGUGUCCUUAAGGAGUUUCUGUGCAGCUGCAACCCGAUAUGUGGCACUGAAGGUGGCCCGCUUCCCGGUGUCAUCGUGAGGUUCUCCUAUUCAGAGCUGGAGCAAGCAACAGGCAAAUUUUCAGACGAACACCUGAUCGGAGUUGGUGGAACGAGCAAGGUGUACCGUGGCCAGCUCAGCGACGCCAAAGUCAUCGCCGUGAAGAAGCUCAGGCCUCUGGGAGGCGCAGACGAAGACUUCGAGUUCCUAUCCGAGGUGGAGCUGCUGUCUCGGCUGAACCACUGCCAUGUGGUGCCAUUGCUGGGGUACUGCAUGGAGAGCCAGGGGAGGCAGCUGGAGCGGCUGCUGGUGUUCGAAUUUAUGGCCAACGGCAACCUGCGUGACUGCCUCGACCUCAAGCAGGGGAGGAAGCCCAUGGACUGGGCGACGCGCGUCGGCGUCGCGCUCGGCGCCGCGAGGGGCCUCGAGUACCUGCACGAGGCGGCGGCGCCGCGGAUCCUCCACCGCGACAUCAAGUCCACCAACAUCCUGCUCGACGACAAGUUCAGAGCCAAGAUCACUGACCUUGGCAUGGCCAAGUGCCUGAUGAACGACGGCGUGACGAGCUGCUCGAGCUCGCCGGCGCGAAUGCUGGGGACGUUCGGGUACUUCGCGCCGGAGUACGCCAUCGUGGGCAAGGCGUCGCUCAAGUCGGACGUGUUCAGCUUCGGCGUGGUCAUCCUGGAGCUCAUCACGGGGCGGCAGCCGAUCCACCACCACCGGCCGUCGGCGGCGUCGGGGGAGAGCCUCGUCCUGUGGGCGGCGCCCCGGCUGCGCGACAGCCGGCUGGUGGUGGCGGAGCUGCCGGACCCGGCGCUGCAGGGGCGGUUCCCGCAUGAGGAGAUGCAGAUCAUGGCGCACCUGGCGCGGGAGUGCCUGCAGUGGGAGCCCGAGGCGAGGCCGACCAUGAGCGAGGUCGUCCAGAUCCUCUCCACCAUCGCGCCGGCCCGCAAGCCCGCCGGCGCCGCCACCUUGGUCACCCGAAUCGGGAGAAGCAGUGGCGCCGGCGCCGGCGCCGGCGACGCAAUGCAUGUGCAUACGCAACACACUAGGUUAGCCGUCAGGUGUAGUGUCAACGGCGAUGGGCGAGGGAGCUGGCGGUCGCCGGAGGUGGAGGAGGAGGAGGAGGAGACGGUGGACUUGACGGAGCCGCGGCUGGAGCCGGCCAUCUUCAAUUAGCUAGCAAAGCUUAUUAUUAGGCUACGAUAUGUAAUGCUGUACAGACAAAAUUAACGAAAUUAAUCCACACCAAACGCUCUUAACAAUCUAAGUUGAUAGUAUCAUUUUAUUUUUAACAAAUUUCGAAAAAUUCACAUGUUUAGGCCUAGCUUAAUGUUACUCGGUCACACUGAUUUCAUUGAAAUUGUAGUAUUUAAGCCAGCAGAUAAUAUUGAAAUUGCAGGUGUUAAACAAUCCAAAAAAUGCAAUC